AUGGGUAUAUCUUGCAUCACAAGAAACACCUGUUCCAUGCUUCCUCUACUUCUUCUUCUUAUGAUUUUAUUCAUCAUCCCUUUAUCUUCUUCCUUUGCUCCCACAGACAUCGUCACAAAAGACCUCCUCAACGAACUCUGCUCACAAUCAACAAUUGGCAGUCGUAACUUUUGCGUCAGAUGGCUUACCGCAGAUAAUCGAACGACCUCAACGAACAUUCAGGGCCUUAUCGAGCUCACAGUCGAAAACACUCGAGCGUUUGGUCAGAAAAAUAUAGAAAUGAUGAGAGGAUACGCAAGACGUUCAGGUAAUGACACGCAGCUCAAGAACGCUUAUGAGUCAUGCACCAAUAGUUAUGGCAUAGCGAUCAAAGAGCUUGAGGGAGCUCAAGCGUUGUUGAGAAACAGCUCUUACCAGCUAGCAUGUUACGCUGCUUCUAAAGCACUUGAUUAUGCUUAUUCAUGCAAAGAUCAGUUCGAGGGACCUUCUAAUGAACCGGCUUUUGUAUUAAAACGCAGUGAGAAGUUUGUCGGAAUGUGUCACAUUGCUAGGGAUUUCACUAGACUUUUCAAUUAA
Microthlaspi erraticum is the source of this 576-nucleotide messenger RNA. The record is from the annotation of a GenBank genome assembly. Lineage: Eukaryota; Viridiplantae; Streptophyta; Magnoliopsida; Brassicales; Brassicaceae.